GAAAGGAUGAAGUCUGUUACGGGGCAACCAGACCGGGCAGGCCGCACAGAAAUGAGAGGAAACGUCACUCUGCCUUCUCCCUAUUUCCGCUCCUUCCAACUUCAUGGAUUUCUGUCCUCCUGGUACCUGUACUGUUGCCUUCGAGGUCUUGUCUCGGUCCGUGCCCCCCACAAUAUUCUAUCGGUUCAUAAAUCCUUCCUCAACUUUCCCCUCGUCCUUCUCUCAAAAUUUCUUCUCUCAAACGACUACCUUCUCUCCUCAGCAAUAACUGGGGUCGUUUCGUGCUUGGCUCUGCAAACAUAACUCGAAGAAGAACGCAGCGGUACCAAAAUGAACGCCAACCACCACCACCACCACCACCACCACCACCACAACAACCGCAACCACAACCACAACCGCCUCCGUGACCGCAGGCGCAAUCGUGGUCGCGUUGCGAGCCCCGCGAGCGUGGAGGACCGCGCUCCUCCCCUUGCUGCCGGUCAUCACAUUGAGAGCUGGGGUCUCGUGGACCAGGAAAACCGCGCUCCUGCUCCGGCUGACAUCCGCCACGUUGAGGGCUGGGGUCAAGUCGACUUCGGAAACCGCGUUCUUGCUGAAGCUCGCCCCGUGCCCGAAGACGAUUACGACGCUGCCACAUUCAACCAGUCCAUCAAUGCGGAAGGUGAAGCGGACAUCAUCCGCCCGCUCAUCACCUUGGCCGUCAGGCAGAUGGGUCCCUCGUGCUUGUUUUGGGUCAGCGCCGGCCCGAUGCAGGCAGCCGACGACCCAACCUGGAUCGCCGACCACCACGUCAAGGCCCAUGGCGACCAGGCCCUGGCGAGGAUGACGGUCGCCCUGGCCGUCCACAAAUGGGGCCGGGGUGCCCAGAUUUCGCUCACGGCUCGCCCUCCUUCUCCUCCUCCUCCGCCGGACGUCAUCCCGCCCCCGCCGGCCCCGCAGCAUCACUACGCGGCUCCCCCCGUGGCUCCUGGCGUGGCUCCUCAUCAAGGGGAGUACUAUUACCCGCCUCCUCGAGAAGAGUACUAUCCGCCUCCUCAAGAGGAGUAUUACCCGCCUCCUCACCACUACCCGGCGGAUCCUUACGCGCCUGCGCCUUACCAGCCGUAAGCGGCGGGCCAGGCUGCUCGCCCUGCUGCACUCCCGAGUCCCGGAUGGACACCCCUUUUGCAACGCUUGGGGCUUGUUCUUGAAGCUCCAUGU
Messenger RNA from Neurospora hispaniola, 1200 nucleotides. RefSeq lists its product as uncharacterized. Bases 331 to 1107 code for a protein of 258 amino acids. NCBI's taxonomy places the organism in Eukaryota, Fungi, Ascomycota, Sordariomycetes, Sordariales, Sordariaceae. The transcript is spliced from 5 exons. The record is from RefSeq and is a predicted model, not a curated record.